AAAAGAGAAACAGAAGAUUCUAAUAAAAUAAUAAAACUUGAAGAUGAAGAAGAAGAAUAAGAAAAUGAGGGUAAAGAAAGAGAAUAAAGGAAACAAAGAAGAAAAAUUAGCACAUGAUCACUGAAGCAUAGAGAUUACUCUUCAUCUUUAGCAAAAGAGAAAAUGAAGAAUUGCAUUACAAGUCUAUGAUUCACUUUUCUUAUUAUACUCAUACUCAAAACACCACAAAGAAUAUAUAUAUAUAGGGUAGCUCACAUCUGUCACAGAAUAGAGUGUACUUUUUCCCCUUGUCUUUUUUACUGUGAUUGAUUUGAAGAACAGAAUUCUGUUAUGUUCAGUUAUCAGACAAACACUGUAGAAGUAUUCUAAAUCUCAGUUUUCAUCAAUAUAAAUGAAAAAGCUGAUCUAAACAACCAUGUUUAUCAAUUUUAAAAAUUAAAAUUAGAUUACAAAAAAUAACUUAAAAUUGCCAACUUAAUAAACAGAAUUUUGAAAUUCGUGAAUUAUCUCAACUAAAUAAUUACAGUGUCAUGCUAAUGAAACCCAAGAACCGUAAUUCCGGAACCAACUAUGAUAUGUUGUAUAAAGAGAUGAGAAUUUUCCAGUCAUGCAGUGCAAAUAUUAAACAGCCUACAAAUUUGGAUGUAAAAAACUUAUGGGUUGGUGGGUCAUACAGCAAAUUAAUAAGCAAUUAAGCUAAUACAAUAAAUUCCACAGAAAAGCCAGAAAAAGAACAAUCAAAUAUGCUUUUACUUCUUGGUAGCACUACAAGUUUCCUCCAGUGAAAAAAGCCAUAUCUCCCCUCUCUUUUAGCCUACAAAUGGGCUACUCUUACUUCAUUCUUCAUCUUUCUGCUCUCACAAAUGCCUCAAAAGCUCUUCACCCCAUCUUUCAUGGCUUCAUCAUCAUCAUCAUCUUCAUCUCUUCCUCCUCUCCAACUUCUCUUAUUCCUUUCUUUACCUUGUCUUCUUAUCACUUCCACUGCAUCAAAUCAAACUCCUCAGAAAUAUGUAGUUUACAUGGGAAGUUCAUCUAAUGGAAAUGGAGGAGAUGCUAAAAUUGCAGAAUCAGCUCAUUUGCAGAUGCUAUCCUCCAUUAUACCAAGUCAUGAAAGUGAAAGAAUAUCUCUAAUUCAUCAUUAUAAUCAUGCUUUCAAUGGCUUCUCUGCCAUGCUUACACAGAAUGAAGCUUCUGAAUUGUCUGGGGAUGAUAGAGUGGUAUCGGUUUUCAAAGAUCCAACACUUCAACUCCACACCACACGUUCUUGGGAUUUCUUGGAGGGAAGAUCAGAUUCAGGCAUUCGAUCCAGAUCCAGCUACGAAUAUCCUCAUGUUUCAAGUGAUGUAAUUAUUGGGGUGAUUGACACUGGGAUAUGGCCUGAAUCUCCAAGUUUCAGUGACCAUGGGAUAGGACAAAUCCCUUCUAGAUGGAAAGGCAUUUGCAUGGAAGGACAUGACUUCAACAAAUCCAACUGUAACAGGAAGCUGAUAGGAGCAAGAUACUAUGACACUAUCUUGAGAACCUACAAGAACAACAAGACCCAUGUGGCCAAACCAAGAGGCUCACCAAGGGACUAUUUUGGGCAUGGAACCCACACCACAUCAAUAGCAGGUGGGGCUCGAGUGGCUAAUGUAAGUUACUAUGGCCUAGCAGCAGGCACAGCUAGAGGUGGCUCUCCUUCAACUAGAAUAGCAAUCUACAAAGCCUGCACAUUAGAUGGUUGCUCUGGCUCCACCAUCUUGAAGGCAAUAGAUGAUGCAAUUAAAGAUGGAGUUGAUAUACUCUCCAUUUCUAUUGGGAUGAGCUCAAUUUUUCAGUCUGAUUACCUUAAUGACCCUAUAGCAAUUGGUGCAUUUCAUGCACAACAAAUGGGUAUUAUGGUAAUUUGCUCUUGUGGAAAUGAUGGACCUGAUCCUUACACUAUUGUCAACUACGCUCCUUGGAUUUUUACUGUUGCAGCUUCUAAUGUUGAUAGAGAUUUCCAAUCCACUGUCCUCCUUGGAAAUGGGAAGACUCUCAAAGGAUCUGCAAUUAAUUUCCCAAACCUCAAUCGCUCAAGGACUUAUCCUCUGGUGUUUGGAGAGGAUGCUGCUGCUAAAUUUUCCCCUAUUUCAGAUGCAAGGAAUUGCUAUCCAGGAUCAUUAGAUAGAGAGAAAGUUGCUGGGAAGAUUGUGGUUUGCAUAGAUGGUGAUUUUAGAAUUCCUAGGCAAAUCAAGAAAUUAGUUGUAGAAGAUGCCAGAGCCAAAGGGUUGAUUGUGAUCAAUGAGUAUGAGAAAGGUGUACCUUUUGAUUCUGGUGUUUUUCCAUUUGUAGAAGUUGGCAAUAUUGAAGGGGCUCAGCUCCUUCAUUACAUCAAUUCUACCAAAAAUCCAACUGCAACAAUUCUUCCAACAGUUGAUGUUCCAUUGUAUAAACCAGCACCAGUUGUUGCAUAUUUUUCUUCCAGGGGCCCUGGACAGCUGACAGAAAACAUUCUGAAGCCAGAUAUAAUGGCUCCAGGAGUUGCCAUUUUGGCUGCCAUGAUUACUAACAAUGAAUCAGGAAGUGUUCCAAUUGGAAAGAAGCCAUCAGGAUAUGCAAUAAAGUCUGGGACGUCAAUGGCUUGUCCUCAUGUAGCAGGAGCUGCUGCAUUCAUCAAAUCAAUUCAUCGACACUGGAGUUCUUCGAUGAUCAAAUCUGCUCUUAUGACAACAGCAACUGUCUAUAACAACAUGGGGAAACCCUUGACAAACAGCUCAAAUUCAAGUUCAAAUCCACAUGAGAUGGGGGUUGGAGAAAUAAACCCAAUAAAAGCUCUUAAUCCAGGAUUAGUUUUCGAAACACUGGCAGAAGAUUAUCUUCAAUUCCUGUGUUAUUUUGGCUAUUCAGAGAAGAACAUAAGAUCCAUGGCCAACAAAAACUUCAACUGCCCAAGAAUCAGCCUUGACAAGCUAAUCUCCAAUAUUAAUUACCCAUCAAUCUCCAUUAGCAAACUUGAUAAACACCAAGCUGCACAGACUAUAAAAAGAACUGUAACAAAUGUGGGAUCCCCAAAUGCCACAUAUAUAGCUAGAGUGCAAGCCCCAGAAGGACUAGUUGUGAAGGUGUUACCAAAGAAGCUGGUUUUCAAGGAGGGGUUACCAAGAAUCUCUUUCAAGGUCUACUUUAAUGGCAUAAUGGCUCACAGUGGAUACAAUUUUGGGUCUGUGACAUGGAUUGAUGGUAGACUUUCUGUUCAUCUAGUGUUUGCAGUAAAUGUUGAAUAGGAACAACACAGAAGUGAGAGUUGAGAAGAAAGUAAUAUACAAUUUCGAUUCAUGCAUUGCUUUUAUUCUUUUCUUUUCUAAAAAAAAAAGUGAAAAUAGAGAAGGAUGGAGGACUGUUAGUCUAGUUGAGAUUGUAGUUGGAAACUAGUUAGAAAUAUUUUGUAUUUUUGUUAAGUUUUAUCCUUUGGUUAUUGCACUCUGGUUCUGUUAAACCUGCUUUAUCAGAAACUCUGUUUCUGAAAUCAGAAUCCCAGAUUUGAUGGGAUUAUGUUUUUUAAUGUUAGAAAUGUUAGAUGCUAAGAUGGACACUUUUGACUUGUAAAAACUUUCUAUAAAAGCUUCCUUUUGUAACUUCUC
This is a messenger RNA of Manihot esculenta (cassava), 3602 nucleotides long. RefSeq names its product CO(2)-response secreted protease. Lineage: Eukaryota; Viridiplantae; Streptophyta; Magnoliopsida; Malpighiales; Euphorbiaceae. The record is from RefSeq and is a predicted model, not a curated record. Gene Ontology annotation, biological process: proteolysis. The transcript has 11 exons. The coding region runs from base 864 to 3245 and encodes 793 amino acids. Gene Ontology annotation, molecular function: serine-type endopeptidase activity.